Molecule: messenger RNA, 2074 nt
Organism: Trifolium pratense (red clover)
Lineage: Eukaryota; Viridiplantae; Streptophyta; Magnoliopsida; Fabales; Fabaceae
Product: ALBINO3-like protein 1, chloroplastic
Exons: 11
Coding region: 172-1332 (386 amino acids)
Biological process (GO): protein insertion into membrane; protein localization to chloroplast; thylakoid membrane organization
Cellular component (GO): chloroplast thylakoid membrane
Molecular function (GO): membrane insertase activity
Source: RefSeq, a predicted model, not a curated record
UAAUUAACAACUCAAAUGGAUAUUGUUAGUUAGACCCUACAACAACUACAAAUAAAUUCAAAUUGGCAUGGCAAGAACAACUGUUUCAACUAUAUCAUAACGAUAACCACAAUAGUACGUGCAAUUACAACACUUCCAUUUUCGUAGCUACCUUCUUCCAUUACGAAGCCAAUGGCGGUUCUGUUACCUUCCACACCAACUAUACUCUCUACUCCGUUCGGAAAUCGAACCACAACACAUUUUCCACUUCGACCUCACUCCCACACCUUCUUACCCUCCACCAAACGCUUUCUUCGCGGUUCACUUUCCGUUUCCCGCUUCGGAUUUCAACCUGGGUUUUUAACCCAACCGGAUGACACCGAAUUUGUUAUCAGGGAAUUGUUUAACCGAGCGGAGGGUUUUCUUUACACAAUUGCCGAUGCCGCUGUUUUGUCUUCCGAUACGGUGGUAAACACCGCCAUCGCCACCGCUAAGCAGGAUCACGAUUGGCUUUCAUUAAUCACCAAUUACGUCGAGACUGUUCUCAAGGUACUUAAGUUUGGGCUUUCUACUUUGCAUGUGCCGUAUGCUUAUGGUUUUGCAAUUAUAAUGCUCGCAGUUCUUGUAAAUGCUGUUGUAUUUCCGUUGAGAAUAAAACAGGUAGAAUAUGCCGAGGUAAUGCGAUCUUUGCAACCUAAAGAAGAGGCUAUUCUAAAACAGUAUGCCGGGGAUGAGGAUACAAUUGUACUUGAAACUGUUCGGUUAUAUGAAUCAAGCAGCAUUGAUCCUGUAGUAGGAUUGCUACCCAGUCUCUUAACAAUACCAGUGUGGAUCGGGCUAUAUCGAGCCUUUUCUAAUAUGGCAGAUGGGGGACCUAUUAGUGAAGGCUUCUUUUGGAUACCUUCUCUUUCUGGUCCAACUACAAUUGGAGCUUGGCAAAAUGGAAGUGGUAUCUCUUGGCUUUUUCCUUUUGUGGAUGGUCACCCGCCCCUUGGAUGGCCAGAUACAUUGGCUUACCUUGUCUUGCCUGUUUUGUAUGUUGUCUCUGAAUACAUUUCUCGCCAAAUAAUACAAUCAUCACAGGGACCAUCAGUUUAUACCAAAACUCUAGAGAAAGAAGCAGAGUGGUCCUUUGGGGUAUCCUUGACCUUUGAGAGAAAGGAUACUGAUCCCAAUGUGAAGAGUUCUCAAGAAAUCUUUCAUGUCAAUAUUCAAGAUACUGAUUUUGAUUUCGACAUGGAGAGUUUUCAAGUCAAAGAUGAGGUCAUUUUAUUAGUGUUUGGUUGUUUUACUCUUUUAGUUCCUUCAGGUCUUGGACUUUACUGUUGUGCAGGUUCACAUAUAAUAUAUUGAGCACUUUACAGAGAAUAUGGCUUCAAAAGUUAGAAGGUGCAAAAAAUCCUUUGAGACAUGUUCUAGAUGAUAAUGUGAAAAAUGACCAAAUGCAGAUUCAGAAGUCAGUAUCUAAACUAAAUUCCACAAAAGUUGAAAAAACUAGAACAGUUGACAAAUAUACUGCAGAGUGGCCACGACCUGGUGACAGGUUAGUACUAACAAUCACAACUACUGGAUUAGACCCAGAUGACGUGACAUUGGAUUGAAUUAGAAGAGCUGAAUAUGUUAUAAGAUUUACCGGCCCGGUUGGCAUCUAUAGGCUAUGUUAGAACUUAGAAAUGCGACGAUGUCCCAUGCAAUUUGAGGUCUCUCUGGUUAACAUUGUAGUACAUUGCUAUAGAAAUGAUGGAAUGAACAAGAUUCAAAGGUUUCCACAAUUGAGGAGGAGGAGGAGUUGGGUUGUUAUAGAUUUGAUGUCUGAUAUGCAGCGUCAUAGUUUCAGUUUGUAUUAGUACUACAGUAUCAUGGCCAAGGUAUAUGCUAUGACUGAGAACUUCCAUAAUGCUUUUUGUCUGCCCUCAAAAGUAUAGGCAUGUAACAAGAUUUUACAGUGGCCUUUAUAGCAUUUUUCAUGAUAUUUGGUUGCACUCACUUACAAAGUGUGUCCAAACUCUAACUUUUGAUAACUUUUAAUGCGAAGAUAAGUUGCAUUUUAUGUGAUAAACAACUUAUUUGCAACUUAUAGUAUAAACGUUUAUCA